Orbilia oligospora ATCC 24927 is the source of this 1401-nucleotide messenger RNA. RefSeq lists its product as uncharacterized. Gene Ontology annotation, molecular function: cellulose binding. Gene Ontology annotation, cellular component: extracellular region. The record is from RefSeq and is a predicted model, not a curated record. Gene Ontology annotation, biological process: carbohydrate metabolic process. Lineage: Eukaryota; Fungi; Ascomycota; Orbiliomycetes; Orbiliales; Orbiliaceae. Bases 1 to 1401 code for a protein of 466 amino acids. The transcript is spliced from 6 exons.
AUGGCUGGAAAGUUAGCAACUUUGCUCCUCUUGCUCGGCGCGAACUCUGCCCUUGCGCAAUCACCUCUAUGGGGACAGUGUGGCGGUAUUGGCUGGGGGGGCUCUACCAGUUGCGCUUCAGGCAGCACUUGCGUCGUCUUGAACGCAUACUACAGCCAAUGUCAACCUAGCUCCCAAGUUACUACCACUAGUUCGACAACGACCACUCGUGCAACCACAACAUCUACGACCGCAGUGAGAACGACAGUAGUUACAACCACGCCUUCUACUACUACACCCGGGGGGACGAGUCCUACGUGUUCAGUAGGCAGUAUUUCUUUGGUGUCGAACUCCAAACUUCCAGAUCCAUUCACCUUUGCCAAUGGCCAGAAAGUCACCACAAAAGAACAGUUUAAAUGCCGUCAAGCUGAGAUUUCAGCGGCAAUGCAGCAAUAUGAGUUAGGAACAAAACCCGGAAAACCACAAUCUCUUACGGCUUCGUGGAGUGGAAAUACUCUUACCAUCAACGUGUCUGACCAGGGGAAAUCAAUCUCAUUCUCCGUCACUGUUACUGCACCUUCUGGUGGAAGGGCACCAUACCCUGCUAUCAUCGGAUACGACGGUGGCUCAAUCCCAAUUCCUGCUGGUGUUGCUAAAAUCAGUUUUAGCAUCGCUGAUAUCGCAGCCCAGACUAAUACUGGAUCAAGGGGCCAAGGGAAAUUCUACAACCUUUAUGGGAGCGGCCACUCAGCUGGUGCCCUUACAGCUUGGGCAUGGGGUGUCAGCCGAAUCAUCGAUGCAAUCGAAAUUACCCCAGCUACCAAUAUCAACCCUGCAAAAAUCGGCGUUACUGGAUGCUCCAGAAAUGGCAAGGGGGCUUUCGUCGCCGGUGCUCUUGAUGACCGUAUUGCCUUGACUCUUCCCCAGGAAUCGGGAUCCGGUGGUUCCGCUUGCUGGAGGCUUUCGGACUACCAGAAGAGCCAGGGUCAAAAUGUCCAAACUGCUUCCCAGAUUAUAACAGAGAACGUUUGGUUCUCUACUGCGUUCAACGCCAAUGUUAAUCAAGUUAACCGCCUUCCAUUUGACCACCACAGUUUGGCUGCCUUGGUUGCACCCCGUGGGCUCUAUGUUAUCGAGAAUACUUCAAUGGAAUGGCUCGGCGCAUUAAGCACGUACGGUUGCAUGAAAGCAGGGUCUCUCGUCUACCAAGCCUUGGGCGUAUCUAGCAAUAUGGGUUACUCGCAAGUCGGACACGGUGACCACUGCGGUUUUCCUGCGGCUCAACAAGGGUCUGAACUCAAUUCUUUCAUUAACAGGUUCUUACUCGAUCAAUCAGUCACGACAAACGUCUUUCGAACUGAUGGCAACUUUAAUUUCAACCAGGCUAAUUGGGUUGACUGGUCUGUCCCAACCUUGAAUUAA